Molecule: messenger RNA, 411 nt
Organism: Lathyrus oleraceus (garden pea)
Lineage: Eukaryota; Viridiplantae; Streptophyta; Magnoliopsida; Fabales; Fabaceae
Product: transcription factor bHLH95-like
Exons: 3
Coding region: 1-411 (136 amino acids)
Biological process (GO): endosperm development; regulation of DNA-templated transcription
Molecular function (GO): DNA-binding transcription factor activity; protein dimerization activity
Source: RefSeq, a predicted model, not a curated record
AUGGUAACAAGUGUAGAUCAUGAUCAAAAUUCUGGUUCCAUGGGGGAAAGUCAAUUAUGGGGUGAUCUCAUAAAUAUAGAUAACAUUGGUGGGAGUAGCAAAAGAAACUUAGAUAUGAAUUCAUUGAAUCGGAAUGAAGUAAUUAAUGAAGGAGGAGUAGUUCUUGUGAAUGGAAAACCAAAUCGAGGUAAAGGUGGAAAAUAUCGUGAUUCUCAUCAUGAAAUGCACAUAUGGAGUAAGAGAGAAAGGAGAAAGAAAAUAAGGAACAUGGUUGCUAGCCUUCAUGCUUUGCUUCCAGAUUUUCCCUCUAAGGUUGAUAAGUCAACCAUUGUGGAUGCAGCAGUGAAAGAAAUAAAAAAUUUACAACAGAUUCUUGAAAAUCUAGAAUUAGAUCUAUGUCCCCAUUUGUGA